This is a messenger RNA of Verticillium dahliae VdLs.17, 678 nucleotides long. RefSeq lists its product as uncharacterized. The coding region runs from base 1 to 678 and encodes 225 amino acids. The record is from RefSeq and is a predicted model, not a curated record. NCBI's taxonomy places the organism in Eukaryota, Fungi, Ascomycota, Sordariomycetes, Glomerellales, Plectosphaerellaceae. The transcript is spliced from 3 exons.
AUGCAGUUCUCAUCAGUCAUCCUUGCCGCCGUUGCGUGCGCUGCACAGGCUCAGGCCAUUGGUGUUCAGGCCGUCCAGGUUGCUUCCAACAACGGCUCCCUGACCUUCUCUCCCGAGAAGAUCACUGCUCCUCCCGGCAGCAUGGUCCAGUUCCAGUUCAUGGGCGGCAACCACACCGUCACCCAGUCCACCUUUGACAACCCCUGCCAGCCCAUGGGCAUCGUCCAGACCGACCCCAACUCGCCCCCCAAGGAGGGCAUCUUUUCUGGCUACGUCCCCGUCGCCGCCUCGGCCAACAUGGGCCAGCGCCCCGUCUUCAGCAUCAUGGUCAACGACACCAAGCCCAUCUGGCUCUACUGCCAACAGGGCCCCCACUGCCAGCGCGGCAUGUCCAUGGUCAUCAACGAAAACCCCGCUAGCAACAACACCAAGACCCUGGCAAACUACAAGGCCGCCGCCGCCGCCCUCGGUGGAGGCAACGCUGGCCAGCCCGGCGGAAACCAGCCUACCACCCCCGGCGCCGGCAACGGCAACGGCCAGCCCGGCGACAACAACAACCAGAACCCCGGCGCCGGCGGUGCCGAGGGCGGCGGCAACAACGUCCCCGCCGCCGGCGCCUCGCUCGCCGUUCCCAGCUCGCUCCUGCUCGUCGCCGGUGCCGCGUUCAUGCUGCUGUAA